ACGUCAUCACGGACGAACGGUGGCUGGCGGUCUCCAUGGCGACGACGCGUACGUCGGCGACGCUGCGUCCUUCCUUCUCUCACGCUCAAAGGAGGUGUGACUCGGGCGAGGACUUGAGCGUGACCCCGCCCACUUCCCCCCUCCUCCUCCGUGUGGGCGGGCAGAGAAACACGACACCAGAGACGGAGAGAGAGAAAGAGGAGGAGGAGGAGGAGGAGGAAUGGGGGAGGACAGAUAGAGUGUGUAUGGUGGGAGGAGGAAGAAAAAGAAAAAAAAAAAAGUCAGUGUGAAAGAGGGAGUGGGAAGCUGACUAAAUUACUGCGAGUCGGUGGCGACCUUUUUGGAGACGCGCUGGCUGUUACAAAAAGAAAAUGUUCGAAGAAACGCCGACUCGCGUGACCGAGCGCAACACUAAACCCGGAGCUGGAGCUCGAGCCUGUACGGUGUGUGUUCCGCUCUCGGCGGGACGGUAUUGAUCGCUUCUCGGGACGGGGGAAACUCCGCGUCACCUCGCCCCGUGUAUUAGUUUAGUGUGGAGCCGCUUUACACUCCUCCAAAAAGUCUUCUGUGCGGCGGUUUCCGGCUGAGAGAGAAACAGAGCGACUCAACGGAGAAGAGCGCGAGCGCGUCCUCGGCUGCACAUUUUAGUGAAAGUUUUAGUUUCUUUCUCGUUGUUUUUUUGGCUCGUGAGUGAGGCCGACUCUCGCCCUCUGCCGAACGGGACUCUGCUUGCACGCUGAAAAGACAACAUGAAAACUCCCGGUGAAACGGGGUUCGCCUUUCCAGAAUGGGCGUACAAGCCCGAGUCGAGCCCGGGCUCCAGGCAGAUCCAGCUGUGGCACUUUAUCCUGGAGCUGCUCAGGAAGGAGGAGUACCACGACGUCAUCGCCUGGCAGGGGGACUACGGCGAGUUCGUCAUCAAAGACCCCGACGAGGUGGCCAGACUGUGGGGGGCGCGCAAGUGCAAGCCUCAGAUGAACUACGACAAACUCAGUCGAGCUCUCAGGUAUUACUACAACAAACGGAUCCUGCACAAAACGAAAGGCAAGCGCUUCACCUACAAGUUCAACUUCAACAAGUUGGUCCUCGUCAACUACCCCUUCAUAGACAUGGGGUCUGCAGGUGUAGGCGUUCCUCAGAGCGCUCCUCCCGUGCCCACAGGUGCAGUGUCUCACUUCCGUUUCCCUCCGUCCACCCCGUCUGAGGUUCUCUCCCCCAGCAGUGAGGAGCUGAGAAGCCCGGGCUCUUUCAGCAGCGUGGCGCGGCGCCUGGCUCGAGGCUCGGUGUCUGACUGCAGCGACGGCACCUCCGCCAACUCGGAGAUCGACGAGGGCAGCCUCGGCGUUGGCGCGGCGGAAGAGCGUGUGCCCGAUCGAGGCUUCAGGAGCGCCGUGCCGCCUCGCCUGGCCCACGACGCUCUGUACCGGAUGUACGGAAACCACGGGGGUCACAGGGGUCACCGCGCUCACCCGGAGCCGCUCUCGCCCUUCGCUCCCGCAGGCUCGGGCCUGUUGGCUCCACCGCCGCUCUCACCGGCCCUCCCCGUGACGGCGGGCACACACCUGGCCUACACACCCUCGCCAACGCUGUCACCAAUGCCAGGCUCCAUAUUCUCAUUCAGCGCUGAGGAUAUGCAGCGCUACCUUCAGGCGCAUACGCAGAGUGUCUAUAACUACCACCUGAGCCCGCGCGCCCUCUUCCACUACCCCAACGUGGUCGUGCCCCAGCCGCAGCGGCCCGAGAAGCCUCUGCCUAGUACCACCGAGCGUCCGUCCGUCCUUGCUCACUCGUACCCGCUGGCCCCGGCGGACGACGCCCAUCACGCGCCCUUUAAGUUCAAGCUGCAGCCUCCACCACCAGGCAGAAAGCAGCAGCGCGAGUCACAAGGACACCAGGGCUCCCUCGGCUCGUCCUCGUCGUCUGCCCUCGGCUCCUCGCUCUCUUUCGGCAGCGACCUGAGCUCGGGCAUCGUCUCCAACUCUUCAUCGAGCGGAUCGCUCAACAGCACAGGCCUACCCAAGAUCAAGGUAGAGCCCAUCUCUGACAUCGAAUCUGAGGAGGAGGUUGAGGUCACCGACAUCAGUGACGAGGAGGGAGACGAGCAAGAGUUCUUCUCCGCCCACCGCCGUGACCACCAUCAUCAUCAUCACCACCACCACCACCACCACAUUUCCGGGCGUCAGUCCAACGGCGUUUCCGCUUCUCUUCAGUACGACGACUCGGAGGAAGAUGUGUUCAAAGCCCCGGCUCCUCCGCCAUUCUUUGGUGCACCUUCCUCGUCGUCGUCUCGUGGCGGCAUGCCCGUGGUAAAGAGCGAGCCGGACACUCCCCCGGCAACCAGCGGGCACGGGCACGCCCCCUUGGCCUCUCCCUCUCAGUGCAUCCCGCUAAAACUGCGCUUCAAGCGGCGCUGGGACCAGGAGCAGCACACCGAGGAGGCCGAGGAUAAAAAAGUCCGGGGGGACAAAAAGAACGGAGAGAGCAGCGGAUUCGAGAGGGAGGACGGCGAGAACUCGGCCCCUCACAAAUUGGGCGCCGAACUGCACCGCGCAGCCGCCCAGCUGUCUCUGGAAAACAAGGACUGCUGAUACAAGCGACGUGCUGGCGUAACACACACGUGCAGGACGAGCACUCAUACCUACGACGCUCGAGAACAACGGCCGCUGACGUUCACACACUCGCAGACGGACACGCCUCUUUUUACAGAUCUACGACACUGACACACAAGCACCAGCACUCACGAAACAAAACCGGCCCCGCUCUUCACAAACAAGCAAAUGUGUUUUCAUUUCAGAGCUCACCAAUGUAAACUUUCUCAGAAGGUGAUUGUAAUAAGGAAAAAAGUACCAUGCGCACACGCACGCACACACACACACACACACACACACACACACACACGCACGACUGACCCUCAGGAGACUUUGACAAUUGGCACUGGAGGACAUUUUUUAUUUUUCAUUUUUAUUCAAGUGAAGUGCCUGCAAAUCCCUCACACACCCGCAGACAGCAGAGCGAACGGCAGAGCAAGUCCUGGACUGAAAUGAUCACAUGAUCAGCAUAAACACACGGGCAGAUCAGCUAUCGUUAGCUUUGGGUGGAGUGUUUGUCUGCUCCUCCUCAUCCUCAGAGAGGCACUGUUGUAAAUGCUCUACGAGCUGUGCUGUACACGUAACCAGCCUGGCCAUGUUGCUCAGGGACCCUUUAUGGCACACACACACACACACACGCACAAACACACGGAACCACAUGUACAUUUCUGAUGAAUCCACCUGUCGCUUGUGUGAAUCCUGCACUGGACUGCAUUUCCCUAAAGCUCCUCAGCCUCAUGACCAUUGAUAUGUGAUUAAAACUAGGAGUGUUCACAGCGCCUGUUUAACUCCUCUAACGUUUAACAGUGGAGAUUACUGUUUUGGGAAAGCAAGCUCAGAUGGUUGGAAGUGUGUGUGGUGUGUUGUGAUGUUUCUGAGUGUUCUCAGGAUUUCUCUUCUUUCUAUGUAAACCAGCUCACCUCAGUGCUCUCUCGCUCUCUCUCUCUCUCUCUCUCUCUCUCUCUCUCUGUCUCUCUCUCUCUCUCUCUCUGUUUCUUUUUGGCUCGCUCUGGGACCAGAAAAUACUGUUUGUAUUCCAUUUUUUAUUUUUUAUUUUUUUUCUUUCUCCUCUGUGCGGAUGAAAGGAUUCGUGGUUUACAUCUCUGAAGAUUGCAGAUCCGUUUGGUUAAACGAAGCUUCAGGAUCAUAGCCGAGUGGAGCGAUGGUGGAGAUUUUUAUUUAUUUAUCUCAUCCCUCCCCCCCCCCCCCCCCCCCAAAAAAAAAAAAACGUUCUCGUCCAACGUAGUCACUUGUUCUUAGUUCUCGGCGCUCGCUGUGUGAGUGAUCAGCGUGUCAUUCGGUGCAGGAGAGGGGCCGGAGGGCUACGCUUUGCGUUGUGUAAGUGUAGGGCGUCCUGUGUGGGCAGUGUUUUUGUUUGUUUGUUUUUUUUUGUUUGUUUGGUUUUUUUUUUUUUUUUACCUGUGUGGGAAUUAGAGUUCCUCUCAUGUAAUCCUCCAGAACCUCCUGGGGAAUUGUGGGAAGUGUAGUUUUGAGCGUUUUUGUGGCGUAAGAGGCACCUGAUUCAUCCUUUCCCCUACACACUAACUGAUAGCAUAACAGGCCAGAAUUGUACACUGCCUUCUAGCAUGUCGAGACGAAAACAUGAGAACCCAAACUUUUACAUUUCUGAACCUGUUCUGUAUAUUGUAUGAAUAUUGUAAGCUGCAGUCGUGGAACCAUAGCAUUAACGGUAUGUAAUUAUCCAGGGUUUUGAAAGAGGUUUUGUUUUAAAAGGUCUGGAUGUCGUAUAUAGGCAUUUUUUUGGGGGGGGGGGGGGGUUGGGGUUUUAUUUUGGUUCAUUUUUAUACAUGUAUGAUUUAUUUUUUUUUUAAAAAAGAUUAUUUUUUUGAAAUACACAUACACAAAUAGCGAAAGACAAAAUCACACCAAGCAUUGGAUAGAAGCAGAGCUCUGAACUUUACCUGAUGCAAGUGCCGCCAUUCUGUUCUAGUGUGUGUGUGUGUGUGUGUGUGUGUGUGUGAGAAUGAGCGAGCGAGUGAGUGAGUGUGUGUCUGCCCUGUCUGUCCAUCUCCUGGGUAACCACCAGUCCGGAGUUCAGCAUAGUGGACCUCCUGAAGGUCUGUGAACUUUAGCCCAGCUGUGAGGACACUUGCGCACAGCAUCGGAGAAGAAACUGCGUGAGAUGGCCAAUCAUGACUCGGUGAGGGCGGAGUCUGCAUCCUGCCAUCCGGAAGACGCACAGAUCCUACGGGCAUGUCGUUCACACUGUACAGUAUUUAACUUUCGACAGAACUGGCAAGCCCGAUGGCUACGCUUCUGACGUCCUCUGUCCCCCGUCCUCUUCAUGUGACUGACAGUUGCCUUACUCUUUACUCCUCCAGUAAAACUGUCCCGUAAUCCUUAUCCUGCCCAGGAGCCCCGCCUUCUUUUGCUGACCUAUUGAAUGAUUUGUUAGGUCUCUGGACCUGCUGCGCUGAGGAAGACAUUGCUUUAUGUGAGGGACAUGGCGCAGGACUACAUAUUUUUAAGCAGGUUAAUUUCUCUUUCAUCUUUUGUUGUUGUUUUUUUUUUUUCUUCUUCUUCUUUUUUUUUUUUUUUCCCAUAUGAUGUCAAAUUUGCUGUUUUAUGAUCAUUAUCAUUAUUGACAAUUUUAUUGUUUAUUUUUUCCUCAUUUAGUCCUGAGUUUGGGUUCGUCAAAGAAGUGAUCUAUUCGAGAGCGGAGUCUCUUGCCGUUAACCCAACCAUGUGUUAUACAUGUAACAGUUGAACCUUUUUAAAGUUGUAAAAUAACUAAAAGCUGUAAUUAUAUUUCAGGCUGUUAUAAUGGAGACAGAUGAUAGUGUAUGGAGGUAGAGGGGACGCAUAUGAUUUUUAACUCUGGUCAUGUUAUGUAAUUCGUUAUUUUGUAAUGUUACUCUUUUGUUGAUCUUGCGUGUUUCUUUUUCAUUUGUGGGAUUUACAUAAUUUGAAAAGAAACUGUAUUGCUUUAUUGUGUAAUGGUCUUUUUUCGCUCGCUCUCUCUCUCUCUCUCGCUCUCUCUCCCUCUCUCGCUCUCUCUCGCUCUCUCUCUCUGUCUUUACCUUCCUUCUCUCUUUAUUUCUGUGGUAUCACAGCUUUUAAUGACAGGUUGAGUUUUAAUAACAAAUUGUAACAUUUUAAUUCUCCUUACGUUUGUUGAUUUCUGAUGUUUUUAAAUGUAAUCAGGGUUAAUUAAACUGGUUAAUACCACCUGAGG
Molecule: messenger RNA, 5784 nt
Organism: Ictalurus furcatus (blue catfish)
Lineage: Eukaryota; Metazoa; Chordata; Actinopteri; Siluriformes; Ictaluridae
Gene: erfl3
Product: Ets2 repressor factor like 3
Exons: 5
Coding region: 750-2588 (612 amino acids)
Biological process (GO): cell differentiation; regulation of transcription by RNA polymerase II
Cellular component (GO): nucleus
Molecular function (GO): sequence-specific DNA binding; DNA-binding transcription factor activity, RNA polymerase II-specific
Source: RefSeq, a predicted model, not a curated record